GGCUUGGGGCUGGGGAGACCCCACACCCUAGGGCAGCCGGUAUGGAAGCUUUGGGGACUUGGGGGCUGGGUUCUCUGAGCAGGGAGGAGGCUGGAGGGAAGGUGCUAGUGUCCUGACGUGCGGUGAUGGGUCACUGGAGAGAGGUGAUCUUAGGCGCAAGACUCCCGGGUCCCACACAGAGCUGGGUGUGGGUAUUGCUAUCCAUGUGUCAGGAGUUUGAAGACCCCAAAGGGACAAGGAUAAAGAAAGUUCAUGGGUAGCGGGGAGGGCAGUGCAGUGGUUAUUUGGAUCUGUGGGAGACUGUGUCGGGGGCUGGGCUUGGAGGGAGCCUGUUUAAUGUCAGCUCUCAGGAGAGAGCUGCUGAGUAGGUGCUGCUGAGGUGCUGAGGGGAAGGGCAGGGUGCCUCUCUCCCCAGCAGUGUUGGAGAUAGGAGGCGAGGGGGCUCAGUCUGGGGGCUCUGGGGACAACUUUUCCAAGGCUCCUUGGCUUUCUUUACAGUCUGUCUCCCAACUCUUGCCCACAGCCAGAGGGUCGGUGAACCAUUGGCUGAACGACUUCCUAACCAGAACAUAUUCCUGCCUUCCUGGCGUGGGGACUUGUUUCUGGAAUAAGCCUCAAGCUCCCUCAAGCCCCCUUCUUUCCCUCUAGCAUCCGGAGUCCUGAGGACCCCAUUGCCCCCUCCCCCAUCUUUGCUGCAAACUCUUCCAUCAGACCCCUCUGUUCGGUGGCAUGCUUGCUUUGCUCUGAAAAGAGGCCAGGGGUCAGAUGAAACUUCAAGCCACACAGGGUAGGACAGAACCUUUGGGAGGCCAUCUGAGUCCCUUGCCUACAUGUAGAUCCCGCUCCCUGUUAGCAAAAGAGUUCUUUCUGUGUUUUGAAAAAUUCUUGCUUCCCUGGGGAAGCUGUGUGAGGCUGUGGUAGGGUAAGCUUUGGAGCUCAUCAAAUCCUUGGUCUUAAUCCUAGCUCUGCUGCUUUCAGCUGUGUGGCCUUGGGCAUGUCACUUAACCUUUCUGAGUUUGUACCCUCAAUCCUAACAGCUAUUAUGAGGAUUAGAGGUAAGGUGUUUGAACCUAUUAUAUACUCAUUAGAGGAGAGCUAGGCUUACUCUUCCUCUCUUUACUUCUCAGCCUUGCUCACACUUCUCAAUGCCGCCAUCCCUCCCUCCCUCCCUCCCUCCAGUAUCUCUUUGGGAAUAAUCUCAAUGUCUUUUCUGUAUUCAAGUCUCUUGGCUGCAAUUUGAGUAUCAGGUGUGCAGCUUGAGGACAUAAGUUAGGCUUAUUUUUGAUAGGGUGGAGAAAAGGGCAUUAGGGUUUCCUGGGGGCUUUUUAAAAUUUUGGGUGGGAAGGAGCGGGUCACUUGAGAGUCUGGGAAGAUACAAGCAACAGUCCGCUGGGACCUAGCCCUGAGACCCUGUGUCAGCUAUUAAUGUACAGCGAGAGGAUGCAGUGGUUGGCAAAUUUGUGGCUGUGCUGGUUAGCGGAUGCCUGGGCCCACUGGCCUAGGGGAUGUGGGGUUGUGUUGUUGUGGUUAGAAAAGUCAACUCCUUCAAUUCCAAAGCAAAAGAACACUUUCUCUAGGAAGUCUGAGACACUGGGUGGGGGGACUCAGUGGGGAAUGACCCAGGCAGCAGGCCCCCAGACCCUGGCUCCUGUUAGCACCAUUCGGGGUCAUUGACAAACCAGGCAUUUACCUCCUAUCCUAUUAUCUGGCUAACUUGGGACACUGGUAUGGAUCACCCUCCACACCCCCUCCUCACCCCAUCCUUCUCCUGCCCCCUUUACCCUGAAAUCCCUGAAAUUCAGUGGUGGCCUGGAGGAGGGGAGGCUCUGCCCCCAUGGUUGACUGCCAUGGAAUAGUGAAAUCACCUGGGAGGGGUGGGCUGUGUGGUUCCAGAGAGGCCAGCUCCUUGGUAACUGGCAUCCUGUUGCCAUGGCAACUGGGCUGGUGAUGGAGCGGGAGAUGGCAGUGUGCAUGUGGUGAGGGCGGGCUGAAGAGUGCAUUUGGGCACACCAAGGGGCAGGAGACCUCUGAGCCUGGCUUCCCGCUGCUUCCAAUGUUCCAGGCAGAGGGUGGUUACGUGCUCUACCCUCAGAUUGGGGACCGGCUAGACCUGCUCUGCCCCCGGGCCCGGCCUCCUGGCCCCCACUCCUCUCCCAAUUAUGAGUUCUACAAGUUGUACCUGGUAGGGGGUGCCCAGGGCCGGCGCUGUGAAGCACCCCCAGCCCCAAACCUCCUCCUCACUUGUGAUCGGCCAGACCUGGACCUCCGCUUCACCAUCAAGUUCCAGGAGUAUAGCCCUAACCUCUGGGGCCACGAGUUCCGCUCGCACCAUGAUUACUACAUAAUUGCCACAUCGGAUGGGACCCGGGAAGGCCUGGAGAGCUUGCAGGGAGGUGUGUGCCUAACCAGAGGCAUGAAGGUGCUUCUUCGAGUGGGCCAAAGUCCCCGAGGAGGGGCUGCUCCCCGAAAACCUGUGUCUGAAAUGCCCAUGGAGAGAGACCGGGGGGCAGCGCACAGCCUGGAGCCUGGGAAGGAGAACACACCAGGUGACCCCACCAGCAAUGCAACCUCCCGGGGUGCUGAAGGCCCCCUGCCCCCUCCCAGCAUGCCCGCAGUGGCUGGGGCAGCGGGGGGGCUGGCGCUGCUCUUGCUGGGCGUGGCAGGGGCUGGGGGUGCCAUGUGUUGGCGGAGACGGCGGGCCAAGCCUUCGGAGAGUCGCCACCCUGGUCCUGGCUCCUUCGGGAGGGGAGGGUCUCUGGGCCUGGGGGGUGGAGGUGGGAUGGGACCUCGGGAGGCUGAGCCUGGGGAGCUAGGGAUAGCUCUGCGGGGUGGUGGGGCUGCAGACCCCCCCUUCUGUCCCCACUAUGAGAAGGUGAGUGGCGACUAUGGGCAUCCUGUGUAUAUCGUGCAGGAUGGGCCCCCCCAGAGCCCUCCAAACAUCUACUACAAGGUAUGAGGGUUCCCACCUGGCUCUCCUGAAUCCAACCCUUAUUGGGGUGCUCCUCCGGUUUAAUUCCUGGUUUGAGGGCCACCCCCAACAUCUCCUUGGCCCCCUUUGCCCCACCAGCUCCUUUGCCCCUCCUGGCUGCUGCCCUCUCCUCCACUUUUAGGAUUCCUUAAGGUUCUACUGCAUCACCUCCUGUCUCCCAUUUGGCCAUGGGUACCCUUCUCUGUCUCUUUGCUCCUGGGUCCUGUACCCUUGGGGAGGGGGUACAGGCUCAGCCUCCUCUCUGACCAUGACCCAGGUGUCCUUAUCCCCCUUGCCCACCCAGAGCUAGGGGUGGGAACAGUCUGUCUUUUGGUUGGCACCUCUUUCUUUCUGCCUCUCACUGUUUUUCUCUUCUCUCCAUCUCUUAUCUUUCUCUCUCUCUCUCUUCUGUCUCUAGGUCUGUUUCUCUUCCCUAGCACCCUCCUCCCUACACCUCCUUCUACCCUCUUGCCUUCUUACCCUGUGCCUCUCCAUCUCCUGGGUGGGGCCUCAAAGCAUUUCUCCCCUUAGCUCUUGGCCCCCCCUGUGACCUCUCAUCCCAACCACUCCCCUCAGUCUGCCAAAAAUGGGGGCCUUACAGGGAAGGCUCUGGCACUCCACCCCAGCUCAGUGCAUGGGCAGCAGGGCCUCCCUCUCUGCCCUGCCCCAGGCCUCUACAUACUUACUCCAGCCAUUUGGGGUGGUUUGGUCAUGACAGCUACCGAGAGAAGAAGUGUUCCGUUUUGUCCAGUGGCCAAUAGCAAGAUAUGAACCGGUCAGGACAUGUAUGGACUUGGUGUGACGCUGAAUGGGCCACUUGGGACAGGAAGUGACUUGCUCCAGACAAGAAGUGACCAGGCCUGGACAGAAAUGGCCUGGGAAGUGGCAGAAGCAGUGCAUCAGGAACUGGAAGUGCCUUCAUCCAGGACAGGAAGUAGCACUUCUGAAAUAGGAAGUGGUCUGGCUGGAACUCCAAGUGGCUUAGUCUGGGGGAUUGGGGGGUGGGAGGUAGAUGGUUCUUAUUCUGUGGAGCAGGGGGGCAGAAAGAACUUCCUGAUUCAGGAGGAAGCUGGAACUUACUGACUGUAAGAGGACAGAGGUGGACUGAGGAAGACUUUCCUAGUAUUCAGUGGCACUUCCCAGGAUCUCCCUUCCCUUGUGCUCUGUGCUGAUUUUAGGACAGCUAAGAUGACUGCCAUCUGCUGUGGCAGGCCCAAUUUGUCGUGUUCUUUCCUUUCCAUAUCCUGAUAUAAUCUCUGUUAAUCAACAUGACUACCCCAAGAACCUGCGUGUUCUCCCCCAGUAACCCAGAUGGCUGUCUUGUUCACCCCUCCUCCAUUUCCUGUUCCCUUCAAACUCAACACAGCUCCCUUCUUAGUGACCAAAAUGGUGGCCUACUGGCUGGUCUAGCUGACAGGGGCACUUAGCAAUGGCCAAUGUUUCAUAGUGACCAGCUGAUACCUAUUCCUGCCCUCUAGUGCACAAUUGGAUGUUGCCUCAGUUUCCUCCCAGCUCAGUUUUAUUAGAUCAAAGCUGCCCUUGGGCACCAAGUUGGCCACCUCAAUCACCAGCCAAGAUGGUUACUUUGUGCACCAGAGGUCACAGCAUCUCUCUGGUGCUGUAGCUCCCAGCUCCUUCCUGAUUUUUCUAAUCACUCCUUCCGGGGAACAGGAAGUUGAUAUUGCCAUGGUGGCUGGGUACGCCGUCACCGCAAUAGUUUUACUGUAAAAGGGAAAUUUGAACAACAAAAACCAAAAAAAGAAUAAAAAACUUCAAAAGUUGA
This is a messenger RNA of Microcebus murinus (gray mouse lemur), 4751 nucleotides long. The record is from RefSeq and is a predicted model, not a curated record. Lineage: Eukaryota; Metazoa; Chordata; Mammalia; Primates; Cheirogaleidae.